Messenger RNA from Spirodela intermedia, 1404 nucleotides. The record is from the annotation of a GenBank genome assembly. Lineage: Eukaryota; Viridiplantae; Streptophyta; Magnoliopsida; Alismatales; Araceae.
AUGGACCGGCCGGGGGCCACGAAGAUGAGGUUCUCGCGGGUGAUCCUCCUGCUCCAGAUUGCCUUCGGUUUUUCUGUACUGCUCGCCGGCGUCGGCAGCUUUCGCCAGUUCCACUCUCUGAAUCUCUCCGCCCACAUCAAGGAGAGAGCUUUCCGCCGGCCGGAGACCGUCGAGCAAGAAGCCUGCGCCGGCUUCGACCUGCGGGCUCUCGCCGACCGCGUCGAGGAGGCGCUGACCGAGCUGGCGGCGCUCCAGGAGAAGCUCGAGGGCACCAUCCGCAGCAUCGACAAGAACAAGGAGCUCCGCGCUCAAAAUAUGUCCCGAGCGGAGUUUCGCCACUUCCUGGACGAGCAGGUGGUGCAGCCGCUGUACAGCGCCCACGUUGGCCUCCGGCUGAUCCGGCUUCCCCUUAUGGAGGAGCCCUCAAAGGGAGGAGGAGACCCCCUCGUCAACUUCUUUACAGUGGAGGAGACCCGAAAGUACCUCACCGGGAAGGAGAACCGCCAUGGGAAGGUCAACAUCCAUGGCGCCAACCGGACCUACAACACCAUCGGCCACGCCUGCGUGCUGAUGAAGAAGGAGCUGGAGGAGUACAUGAACUACGAGAUCGGCUCCUACUGCAAGGACGACUGGUUGCAGGGCCAGGCGCUGAUGGUGCGCGGCUGCGACCCGCUGCCGCGCCGUCGCUGCCUGGCCCGCGCGCCGCGCCUCUACUUGCAGCCGUUCCCCAUCAACGAGUCCCUGUGGCGGCUCCCUGACGACCGCAACGUGCGGUGGAACAGCUACCGGUGCCGAAGUUUCGCCUGCCUCUCCAGCAAGAACCCCCGAAGGGGCUUCUCCAAGUGCACCGGCUGCUUCGAGAUGGAGAAGGAGGCGGCCAAAUGGGUGACCAACAGCUCCCUCCGUGCGGAUUUCCUCAUCGCCGACGUGCUGUCGGUGAAGCCAGGGGAGAUCAGGAUCGGCUUGGACGUCAGCGUGGGAACGGGAUCCUUCGCUGCGCGAAUGCGGGAGUGGAAUGUGACCAUCGUCUCCACGGCGCUCAACGUAGGGGCCCCCUUCAGCGAGACCAUCGCCCUGAGGGGGCUCGUCCCCCUAUACAUAACCCUAAACCAGAGGCUCCCCUUCUUCGACAACACCUUGGAUAUCAUCCACACCGCCGUCUUCCUCGACGGGUGGAUUGAUCUGCAACUCCUGGACUUCGUCCUCUUCGACUGGGAUCGCGUCCUCCGUCCGGGGGGGCUCCUCUGGAUCGACAAGUUCUUCUGCAACAAGAAGGACCUCAACGAUUACAUGUACAUGUUCCUGCAGCUCCGGUACCGCAAGCACAGGUGGGUAGUCGCCUCCAAGUCCGAGGAGGAGGUCUACCUCUCCGCGCUCCUCGAGAAGCCACCUCGAACGCUCUGA